Molecule: messenger RNA, 1014 nt
Organism: Puma concolor (puma)
Lineage: Eukaryota; Metazoa; Chordata; Mammalia; Carnivora; Felidae
Gene: TAAR5
Product: trace amine associated receptor 5
Biological process (GO): cell surface receptor signaling pathway; G protein-coupled receptor signaling pathway
Cellular component (GO): membrane
Molecular function (GO): trace-amine receptor activity
Source: RefSeq, a predicted model, not a curated record
AUGAGUGCUGUCCUCAACCAAGGUGCUGAAGAACACCCCGCAGCAUUCUGCUACCAGGUGAAUGGAUCUUGCCCCAGGACAGUCCAUCCUCUGGGCAUCCGGUUGGCCAUCUACCUGGCCGGUGCAGUAGGCAUGUUGAUUACGGUCCUAGGAAAUUUGUUUGUGGUGUUUGCUGUGUCCUACUUCAAAGUGCUUCACACCCCCACUAACUUCUUGCUGCUUUCCUUGGCCCUGGCUGACAUGUUUCUGGGUCUGUUAGUGCUGCCUCUCAGUACCAUUCGCUCAGUGGAGAGCUGCUGGUUCCUUGGAGACUUCCUCUGCCGCCUGCAUACCUAUCUGGAUACCCUCUUCUGCCUCACCUCCAUCUUCCACCUCUGUUUCAUUUCCAUAGACCGCCACUGUGCCAUCUGUGAGCCCUUGAUCUAUCCCUCCAAGUUCACAGUCAGGGUGGCCAUCAGGUACAUUCUUGCAGGGUGGGGGAUUCCAGCAGCUUACACUGCCUUCUUCCUCUACACAGAUGUAGUAGAGAAUGCGCUCAGUCAGUGGCUGGAAGAGAUGCCUUGUGUGGGCAGUUGCCAACUGCUCUUCAAUAAGUUUUGGGGCUGGUUAAAUUUUCCUAUGUUCUUCUUCCCCUGCCUCAUCAUGAUCAGCUUGUACGUGAAGAUUUUUGUGGUUGCCAUCAGGCAGUCUCAGCAGAUCAACACCUUGAGCAAAAACCUGGCUGGGGCUGCCAAACGUGAAAGAAAAGCUGCCAAGACCCUCGGCAUUGCCGUGGGCAUAUACCUCUUGUGCUGGCUUCCCUUCACCAUUGACACGCUGGUUGACAGCCUCCUUAACUUCGUCACACCGCCACUGGUCUUUGACAUCUUUAUUUGGUUUGCUUACUUCAACUCGGCCUGCAACCCUAUCAUCUAUGUCUUCUCCUACCGGUGGUUCAGAAAGGCACUGAAACUCUGCCUGAGUCGAGAGAUCUUCUCACCUCGGACACCCACUAUUGACUUGUACCAAGAGUGA